CAGCUCUUCACAUGGAUGUUUGACUCAGAUCAGACGACGUGGACCUGAUCAGUGAAUGGGAUUAAACUGACACACACACACACACACACACACACACACAGUUACUGCUGCUGUUGUUCGUGAACGAGGACGAUUAAAGAUGCUGCUGCUUCCCUCUGUUUUCCUGCUGCUGCUCCUCGAGCUCUGCAGCUGCACAAGUUUUCCAAGUAACAUCAACAUCGGGGGCCUUUUCCCCUCCGGCUCCCACGAGUACGAGGUUUUCCGCUUUGCGCUGGCGCAGCAUCAGGACGUCCCGAAGCUGGUGCCGCAGGUGGACGUGGUGGACACGGGGAGCAGCUUUGCCAUGACGUACGCCUUCUGCUCGCAGUUCUCUAAAGGCGUGUACGCCAUCAUGGGUCUGUACGACCAGCGGACGGUCAACAUGCUGAUGUCGUUCUGCAGCUCGCUGCAUGUCUGCUUCGUCACGCCGUCGUUUCCCGUUCACACCAACAACCAGUUUGUGGUGCAGCUUCGUCCUGAGCUGCAGGAGCCGCUCAUGUCCCUGCUGGAGCAUUUCUGCUGGACCAGGUUCGUCUACAUGUACAGCUCAGACUCAGGUCUGUCGGUGCUGCAGAAGAUCUUGGACACGGCGGCGGAGCAGACGUGGUUGGUCACCACCGUCAACCUGGACGUCCUGACGGAGGCGGCAUUCGUCAAACUGCUCAAUGACCUCGACUUCAAGAGGGAGUUUCAGGUGAUCAUCGACUGUGAAGUGGAGAGACUCAACUCCAUCCUCAACCUGAUCUCUGCUCAGGGGAGGAACCUGAAAAACUACCACUACAUCCUGGUCAGCCUGGGCUUCACCGACCUGAACAUUACUGAGUUCCAGAAGCUCGGUCCAAACGUGACGGGCUUCCAGCUGGUGGACUGGUCUAAUCCUGGAGUGGAGAAGAUCAACCAGGACUGGCUGAACUUUGACAGUAAAGACCUGAGACUGCCCCGCAGGAGCCUGAGGUACACAGGAGCCUUGACCUACGACGGCGUCGUUGCCAUGGCAACGGCCUUCCACAACCUGCGACGCCAGAGGAUCGACAUCUCUCGCCGUGGCAACGCAGGAGAAUGUUUGGCCAACCCACCUGCGCCGUGGGGUCAAGGUAUCGACAUCCAGAGAGCACUGCAACAGGUGCGUCUCCAGGGAUUGACGGGACACGUUCAGUUUGAUGAGCGAGGACAUCGAACCAACUUCACUCUGACUGUGAUGGAACUGAGCCACACUGGAGACAGGAAGAUUGGACACUGGAACGAGAGGCGGGGCUAUGUGAAAACAGCGAUGUUCAAGCCGCAGGUGGAGGAAUAUUUUCACGGUUUACAGAAUAGAACCUACGUCGUCACCACUAUACUGGAGGCUCCGUACAUGAUGCUGAAGAAGAACCACGAGCAGUUUGUGGGGAACGACCGGUACGAGGGUUACUGCGCUGAGCUAGCCUCAGAGAUCGCCAAACACGUGGGCUUCUCGUAUCGCCUGGAGCUGGUGGGCGACGGCAAGUACGGCUCCAGAGACCCAGAGACCAAGACCUGGAACGGCAUGGUGGGAGAACUGGUGUACGGGAAAGCCGAUGUGGCGGUCGCUCCGCUCACCAUCACGCUGGUGCGAGAGAAAAUGAUCGACUUCACCAAACCGUUCAUGUCUCUUGGGAUUUCCAUCAUGAUCAAAAAACCCACCAAGUCCAAACCGGGCGUCUUCUCCUUUCUGGAUCCUCUGGCCUACGAGAUCUGGAUGUGCAUCGUGUUCGCCUACAUCGGUGUCAGCGUGGUGCUCUUCCUGGUGAGUCGCUUCAGUCCAUACGAGUGGGAGGGGGAGGAGUCUGAUGACGAAGACGAAACUCUGCCCUCCUCUGCCUCUCGUCAAGCUCCACCCACCUUGUUGUCGAAGCUCACUCACUCACCAGUGUUCUCCCAGGACCAGGACCAGGAGCAGAACCAGGACCAGAACCAGAACCAGCAGAAAGAGAAGGAGGCUCCCGAACACACCAAUGACUUUGGGAUCUUCAACUCUCUGUGGUUUUCACUCGGUGCCUUCAUGCAGCAGGGGUGUGACAUCUCGCCGCGGUCUCUCUCUGGUCGAAUUGUCGGAGGAGUUUGGUGGUUUUUCACCCUCAUCAUCAUCUCGUCCUACACAGCCAACCUGGCGGCCUUCCUCACUGUGGAGAGGAUGGUGUCCCCCAUAGAGGGCGCCGAGGACCUGGCCAAGCAGUCCGAGAUUUCCUACGGAACCCUGGAAGGAGGUUCCACCAAAGAGUUCUUCAGUAGGUCAAAGAUCGCCGUGUUUGAGAAGAUGUGGUCGUACAUGCGGAGCACCGAGCCCUCGGUGUUCGUCAGGAACACGGACGAAGGCGUGCUGCGCGUCAGGAAGUCGAAGGGGAAGUACGCGUACCUGCUGGAGUCCGCCAUGAACGAGUACAUUGAGCAGAGGAAGCCCUGUGACACCAUGAAAGUGGGAGGCAACCUGGACUCCAAGGGCUACGGCGUGGCCACGCCCAAAGGCUCGCCGCUCAGAAACCCUGUAAACUUGGCAGUGUUAAAACUGAACGAGCAGGGCCUGUUGGACAAAUUGAAAAACAGAUGGUGGUAUGACAAGGGAGAGUGCGGCGUCGGGGGAGGGGACUCCAAGGACAAGACGAGUGCGCUCAGUCUGAGCAAUGUGGCGGGAGUGUUUUACAUCCUGAUUGGUGGACUGGGUCUGGCCAUGCUGGUGGCUCUGGUCGAGUUCUGCUAUAAGUCCCGCCUCGAGUCCAGGAGGAUGAAGGAGCUCAUCGACGCCGCCAUGAUGAGCACCAGCUUUGGCGGGAUGAUGACAGGAGGAGGAGGAGCCAGUGGUAUGGUGGCGGCUGUGGGCGGGUCAGUCGAAGGAGGAGGAGGCGGAGCGUCUGGAUUCGGGGGCGAGAAUGGUCGCGUGAUGGUGCAAGACUUCCCAAAAUCUGGAGCUCAGGGUUUACCAUGCAUGAGCAAGUCAGCUGGACUGGGACGGUCCUCCACCAGCAUGUGAUCCAGACUGAGGCUCCUGAUUGGACAGAACGCUCCUAUUUGUCUGUCUGUGUGUGUGUUUGUGUGUGUCUCUGAUGACAAACUGGGAUUAAAAACAAACAAAAACACAACUUGACUUUUCUACAAACGCUGUUUCAAACUCAACUCGAUGAAACUGCAAUAACUGAGUGUGAGGAGAGAAACAACGAGCUGCUUCCUCCUUUUUUCUCUUUUAAUUAAGUGUAAUUGUCGGAUUUGUCGGAGGUAAUGACACUGUGAGCGCCCCCUGCUGCUGAGAAACCAGAGGCUCACUCUCAGUGCUGCGUUAGUCUACGAUGUCUUUAACAACAGGAAACUGACGUUUGCAAACCACUCACUCUCCCACACCAAACCCCAGAGAGAAAAUCAGUGAUUUUAGCUGCUGGUCCUCUGCUGCCUCGUGUGGUCACUUUGUGUCACUGAGGUCAAUCUGAAGGAAAUAUUUCAAAUGCCGAAUUGACAAAAUAAGACAUUUGAACUUAGUGAUGGAGGCAGCAGUGGAUCAACAACUCCUGUGUGUGUGUGUGUGUGUGUGAUGUUAAAAUCACUGGUUUUCUCUAUGAGGUUUGGUGUGGGAGAGUGGGUGGUUUACAAACCUCAGUUUCCUGUUGUUAAAGUGAGAUAAAGAUCUUAUGCAGCAGCAGCAGCAGCAUUAUCAGCAACAGCAGCAGCAGCAGCAGUAACAGAAACAGCAGCAGCAGUAACAGCAGCAGCAGUAACAGUAACAGCAGCAGCAGUAACAGCAGCAGCAGUAACAGAAACAGCAGCAGUAACAGUAACAGCAGCAGUAACAGCAGCAGCAGUAACAGAAACAGCAGCAGCAGUAACAGCAGCAGCAGCAGCAGUAACAGCAGCAGCAGCAGUAACAGCAGUAAAAGCAGCAGCAGCAGCAGUAACAGAAACAGCAGCAGCAGUAACAGUACCAGCAGCAGCAGUAACAGCAGUAAAAGCAGCAGCAGCAGUAACAGCAGCAGCAGCAGUAACAGAAACAGCAGCAGCAGUAACAGUAACAGCAGCAGCAGUAACAGCAGCAGCAGCAGCAGCAGCAGGGGGCGCUCACAGUGUCUCACGUCUCAGAAGAAGAACUUCUCCCUUUUGUCACAUUUACACGAGCGAGUUUGAGCAUGUCACAGAAACACAGACGAACGCGUGUCCUUGAACACAUCACUGAAGAAUCCUCUCAUUUCUGUGUGUUUGUGUGAUUUUAACAUUUUCCCCGUACGCUGAUGUCAAGUUUCACCCCCAAGUUCCGGUUUAUAUAGUGGGAGGGGCAGGGGGAGGGGCCUGGAGGAUGACUAGCAUGCGUCUGUGGUGCAGGUCUCGUGUUUCUCUGGACUGAAAACACGUGCAGCAGAACUUUGUUUCAUACAAUUAAAGUGUAUGAUGACGUUUGUCAUGAUUGAUGGAGUGAUUUUGAUUUGGUUGAUUUGGUUGAUUUGGUUGCCUGCGAUCAGGUCCGUGAGUGUAUUUAAUAAAAAC
Molecule: messenger RNA, 4521 nt
Organism: Solea solea (common sole)
Lineage: Eukaryota; Metazoa; Chordata; Actinopteri; Pleuronectiformes; Soleidae
Gene: gria1b
Product: glutamate receptor, ionotropic, AMPA 1b
Exons: 18
Coding region: 140-3025 (961 amino acids)
Biological process (GO): modulation of chemical synaptic transmission; synaptic transmission, glutamatergic
Cellular component (GO): plasma membrane; postsynaptic membrane; dendritic spine
Molecular function (GO): transmitter-gated monoatomic ion channel activity involved in regulation of postsynaptic membrane potential; AMPA glutamate receptor activity
Source: RefSeq, a predicted model, not a curated record